AUGAAAAAUAAAGCAUUAACUGAAUCUUUUAUUUCCUCUGAAAGGAUUCCUCAUAACUCAAUCAAGCUGCAGCUAUUAAAGUACUAAAUAUUUAGAACUGCUUAUACACACCAAAAUGCUUUAAGACCUCACUUUGAAAAAAUCAAAAAAAGUCGAAAAUUAUUCCAGGUCCAAAAAGAGAUCAACAUUGAUGGCUUAUUUGGGAAGCUGAAAGAAAACUUGAAGGUAAGGGUAGGAAUUGACUCUCCAGUGGCUAUUACAAAAUUAGAAGCAAUGAAGAAAAGGAAAGAAAAUCGUGGAAAAAAGGGAUUUGUUAGUCAGUCUAUGGAUAUCCCAAUUAAUACAAUUUCAAGCUGCAGUCCUUCAUCUCCAGAGCAUAUACUUAAAAGCCGCUAUAACUUGGAAAUAAACAAUCUUCGAAAAAGAACUAUCAGCCCAGUUAAAGUAAAAAUUUCUAACUUUCCAAUAAAAAUAUUAUUAUAAUAAUCUUUUUUACCUUAAAAUCAUGAAAUUCAUAAUAAAAUGCAUAAAAUUGGGAUAAGAAAGACAUAAUCAUUCCUGUAAAAGUGCCAUCUCCAUUUACACUCAAAGAAAUAACUCCUUAUGAGCUUAAAGAAAUAACCAUUGACGACCGCGCCUUCACCAUAACUGAAGAGCAAACCAAAGAUUUGCAGCAUACAGACACAUUUUCAGCAAAUAGAGAAUGCAAAUCUCGGGCAAGUCCAGGAAAACUAGAUACUUUAAUGGGCACCCACAAGCCUCAAAACAGCGAUUUUUCUUUAAAUGGAAAAUUAAUCCCGACUACCCCUCUUUCAACUACAAGAAGAACAAAUUCUACAAGCUCGACCCCAAAAGUGGCUGCGAUUUCCCAAAGACCAUUAUCUCAAGGAAACUACCCAAGAAAGCCAAACCUUCGGACAUAUUCAGCUAUUGACGAAAGAAUUACCUUCCGGCUCAGCGAAGAAGAAAAUUCAGUUUCGUCAACCCCUUUUGAGCCAAAAGAAACCAAAAUUCUAAGUAGCCAUAAAACGUCUCCUGAGCUCUCUGUAAGUUCUUAUGCGAGCUUAAUAAAGCUUGAAGAUGUCGAUAUAAAGAGCAUUUACUGUAAUACAAAAUCUACCCAUGAGUUUGACAAGGAAAUUCCAAUUUUCAAUCAGACCAUGCCAGAGCUGACACCAGAGAUUGAGGUUCCUCCUGUUGUUAAAGUCCAAGAAGAAGUCCAUACUGAGCAGUUUGACAGAAGGCUUGGAGGGGAUACCUGCCUUAAAGAAGAUCUGGUACCAGAGCGACUAUUUUCGUACCCAAAAAUAAAAGUCAUCACUAUCCUCAGGCCAGAAAAAGAACGCAAAGCAUUCAUAAGAGGUAGCGUCUGUAAAGGCCUCACAAUAAGGCCGACUGAAAGAAAGCAGCCCAGGUGCAUUCACAACAUAGCUCUCAGCAACUGUUAA
Molecule: messenger RNA, 1448 nt
Organism: Blepharisma stoltei
Lineage: Eukaryota; Ciliophora; Heterotrichea; Heterotrichida; Blepharismidae
Source: the annotation of a GenBank genome assembly